AACUACCCAUUUUGCAAAAUCGACAUUCAUUCGCAAUCGAGAAAUCGAGAGAGAAGAGGAAUUUGGGAAUCGCGUUAGGGUUUGGUCAACAAUGGCGAUGAGGAGAUUCUACAACGAGAUCAAGGGGAAGAAGGUGACUGAGAUUCCUGAACACGUGAAGCCGAUGCUGUCCUUCAGCUACAUUCGGAACUCCAUCAAGCGAGGCUUGGACAAUUACUGCGAGAAGUACAUCGAAACCAGUUCCCCUGAGCCUCUCUUCCAUGUCUGCUAUGGCGGCAUGAUCUUCUCCUACCUUGUUAAUCUCCCUAAGGAGCGCCGCCAUCUCGAGCACAUGCAGGCGCACGCUAAUGCUCAUCAUUGAUUCGAAUUCAGCAGGGUCCUGGUAUUUGAAAUGGAGAUGAUUGGCUUGCUUUAUCUUUUUUGUUUUAAAAACUGAAAAAUCAAGGCAGAAGGACACUGUCAGCUUCAGUGUAUUUCAUUGUUUAUGAUAAAAUAAGUUCUAUUUGAUACAAUACUCAAUUUCCUUGCACUUAAAUGUUGUUGAAUGUAUGAAAGAAGAAGAUACAUUUUCA
Molecule: messenger RNA, 572 nt
Organism: Lotus japonicus
Lineage: Eukaryota; Viridiplantae; Streptophyta; Magnoliopsida; Fabales; Fabaceae
Exons: 2
Coding region: 92-361 (89 amino acids)
Source: RefSeq, a predicted model, not a curated record